AUGCCUGAUUUUCCUCCCCUCAAAAACGAUCUUCUCCUUCGGGCUGCUCGAGGCGAGGAGACGGAGCGCGCUCCUGUAUGGGUCAUGCGGCAAGCAGGACGAUAUCUUCCCGAGUUUCGCGAGGUCCGCGCCCACCACGGCUUCUUCGAACUCUGCCGCACACCCGCGCUCGCGACCGAAAUCACGCUCCAGCCCGUGCGCCGCUACGCGGGCCUGCUCGAUGCGGCGAUCAUCUUCUCCGACAUCCUCGUCGUUCCACAGGCGCUCGGCAUGGAGGUGCAGAUGAAUCCCGCGCCGUUCUUCCCCGAGCCGCUUGACACGCCCGCGGACGUCAGCAAGCUGCGCGCGCACGUCGACGUCGACAAGGAGCUCGGCUAUGUCUUCCAGGCGCUCACUCAGACGCGUGUCGCGCUUGCGGGCCAGGUGCCCCUCAUUGGCUUCUGCGGCGCGCCGUGGACUCUCUUCUCGUACAUGGUCGAGGGCGGCGGGAGCAAGACAUACCAAAAGGCGAAGGGCUGGCUCUUCCGCUGGCCGGAAGAGAGCAAGGCGCUCCUCAUGCGCAUUGCAGAUGUCUGUGUCGAAUUUCUCGUCGGGCAGGUCAAGGCCGGCGCACAGCUGUUGCAGGUGUUCGACUCGUGGGCGGGAGAGCUCGCGCCGCAUCACUUCCAGGAGUUUGCGCUGCCGUCGCUAAAGCACAUUGCGACGGGUGUGCGCAACAAGCUCAAGGCGGAGGGCAUCCCGCCGGUACCAAUGACGAUUUUCCCGAAGGGCGCGAACAGCGAGCUCGCGGCAAUCGCGCAGCAUGCAGGGUACGAUACAGUCGGUAUCGACUGGUGUGUCGAGCCCUCGGAGGCGCGGCAGCUCGUCGGAGAUGUAGUCGCGCUACAAGGUAAUAUGGACCCAAACGUGCUGUACGGUGGGCGCGAGGCGAUCGAGCGCGAGGUGCGGCGUAUGUGUGCGAGCUUCCGCGGUGGGAGGGCGCCGAAGGGCUGGAUUGCGAACCUGGGGCAUGGCAUCACACCAGGUGUCGACCCAGAGGACAUGCGCUGGUUUUUAGAGUGCGUGCACAAGUAUUCGGCCGCGUCUUACCAGGCGUGA
Messenger RNA from Postia placenta MAD-698-R-SB12, 1098 nucleotides. RefSeq lists its product as hypothetical. Gene Ontology annotation, cellular component: cytosol. Gene Ontology annotation, biological process: heme biosynthetic process. The transcript is spliced from 4 exons. The record is from RefSeq and is a predicted model, not a curated record. The coding region runs from base 1 to 1098 and encodes 365 amino acids. Lineage: Eukaryota; Fungi; Basidiomycota; Agaricomycetes; Polyporales; Adustoporiaceae. Gene Ontology annotation, molecular function: uroporphyrinogen decarboxylase activity.